Molecule: messenger RNA, 3149 nt
Organism: Physella acuta
Lineage: Eukaryota; Metazoa; Mollusca; Gastropoda; Physidae
Product: protein O-mannosyl-transferase 2
Biological process (GO): protein O-linked glycosylation via mannose
Cellular component (GO): membrane; endoplasmic reticulum
Molecular function (GO): dolichyl-phosphate-mannose-protein mannosyltransferase activity
Source: RefSeq, a predicted model, not a curated record
UCGUUGAAAUUUGCCUUUAUUUGUUAUUUGCUAGACACUAGAUUCACUAGAUCUAGAAUCUCAAUCUAGACUCUUGGUUUUAGAAUUUAGAUCUAGAUCUAGAUUAUCUAGAUCUAGAUUUAUUUUAUAUUAAGUUGAUCUAAACCCCAAAAGAAUGUAAUGUUGUCAUGUGAUGACAGCUGGCAUGUCAAUCACUUCCAUACUGCCUAAAGGGAAAGUCAUUCAAGGCUAUGUCCAAUUAGAGGCUAAAGUCAUUCAAGGCUAUGUCCAAUUAGAGGCUAGCUGCAGAAUCAUCAUCCACUUCACCUAAUACAUCUUUUGUUAAAAUUCUGGCAAGUGAUGUCACAGACUCAUCAUCUGUGAAUCAGUUUUCCACACGUCGUUGUAUGAAAAGUUGUAUGAAAAUGCAAGCUGAUUUAAAACUGUCAAACAUCCGGCAUAGGAAUAUCACCCAAAGCCACACAUCCAAAGGAGCUAAACCAUGUGACCGGGGAUAUUUUGGGUCAAAGCCUGAUGACAGGCGUGACCUUAGUGAUUGCCAGAGUUCCUCCGAGAUCUUGUGGGAGCAAGAUGAGAGAAGGAAAGAGACAAAAGCCUACUACCUGUGCUGGCUGGUGCUGACCUCACUCUCCCUCUUGACAAGAGUCUAUAACAUUGAAACCCCUGCCCAUAUAUGCUGGGAUGAAACCCACUUUGGCAAGAUGGGGAGCUGGUACAUCAACAGAACAUUCUUCUUUGAUGUGCAUCCACCACUCGGCAAGAUGCUGAUUGGUCUAGCUGGUGUCCUGACGGGUUAUGAUGGCAGCUUUCCCUUUAACAAGCCUGGGGACCAAUACAUGGACACACAGUAUGUGGGCAUGAGGAUGUUCUGUGCUGUGAUGGGAGCCCUGCUGGUGCCACUGUCCUACCAAAGUGUCUGGCUCCUGACUCACUCCAUCCCUGCCUCAAUAUUUGCUGCAGCCCUCAUUCUCUUUGAUACUGGCACGCUGACCUUGUCCAGACAUAUCCUGCUUGACCCCAUCCUUAUGUUCUUCAUCAUGUCAGCCACAUACUCUUGUCUCAUGUUUUUGACGUAUAAAUCCAGCCCUUUCACGCUACUGUGGUGGCUAUGGAUGUGUGUGACUGGAGUUUGUCUAGCCUGUGCUAUAGGGGUAAAGUUUGUUGGUCUGUUUGUGAUUGUGCUGGUAGGUUACACCACAGCAACAGAACUCUGGGGCCUGUUGUCUGACCUCUCCAUCAGCAUGGUAACUCUGUGUCACCACGUCAUUGCAAGAGUUAUUGGCCUUAUCAUCUUACCUCUUGUGGUCUACAGUUUAUUCUUUGCUCUACACUUCCGUGUGCUUGACCACAGCGGAAAUGGAGACGGGUUCUUCAGUUCAGGCUUUCAGUCUCAGCUCAUUGGAAACAGGCUGUAUAAUGUCAGCAUGCCACAGUAUGUGGCCUAUGGCAGUGAGAUCACCUUAAAACAGAGACGGACAGGUGGGGCUUACCUGCACUCCCACCCUCACCUGUACCCAGAGGAGCACCCACCUAAGCAGCAACAGGUGACCACGUACAGCCACAAAGAUGAGAACAACAAAUGGAGGAUAAAGCCAGCAGACAGGGACCCACCCCAAGAGCUGCUCUACAUUCACACUGGGGACUUGGUUCGUCUGGAACAUGUUGCAACCCGACGUAACUUACACAGCCACAGGGAGCCAGCACCACUCAGCAAACAUCACUACCAGGUGUCUGGGUAUGGGCAGAAUGGAACUGGUGAUGCUAAUGAUAUUUGGUUGCUGGAGGUUGAAGGGUCCAGUCCAGGGGAGAGAAUUCAAACGGUGAGGUCAAAGAUCAAGUUCAUCCACUACCAUGUCAAAUGUUUACUGCACUCCCAUGACAAAAAACUUCCUAAAUGGGGUUGGGAGCAGCUGGAAGCAACAUGUCAACCUAACCUGAGGGAUACAACAUCUGUAUGGAGUGUUGAGGAGGUCAUUGAUGCCAGGUUGCCAAACGUGAGUUUUGAGGUGUACUCGCCAAGUUUCCUGGAGAAGUUUCUAGAGAGCCACGCCGUCAUGACCCAGGGCAACAGUGGACUCAAGCCUAAGGAGGGGGAGAUGACCUCACGACCUUGGCAGUGGCCUAUAGACUACAGGGGUCAGGUGUUCUCUGGCCAGGACCACAGGAUCUACAUGCUGGGCAACCCUGUCAUCUUCUGGUUCCUGCUGGGGGUCAAGGCUGUGUUUAUCAUCAUCUGGGUUUCCUUUUCUGUCUGUGUCAAGCGCAAGUUCUCCAUCAACCCAAAUCUCAAAGUUUACUGCCAGCGUACACUAAAAGUCUGCUGGUGGCUGCUGAUUGGCUGGUUCCUACACUACGCACCUUUUUGGGGCAUGACACGAGUCCUGUAUUUCCAUCAUUACUUCCCAGCAUUCCUCUACAGUGCCAUGUUUGGAGGUGUGAUGCUAGACUUCCUCAUCACGCUGCUGUGUGUGUGUGUGUCUGACAACUUGGCCAUGAGAAUCUUCCAUUGGUGUCUGGUCCUCAUCGCGGCCUUCAUCUUGUGGAGUUUUUACCUCUUCUACCCCCUGACCUACGGAAUGUUUGGACCAAUGGCAAGUGAGGAAAACAGCUCCAUGCAUCGGCUCAAGUGGAUGGAAUCCUGGGACAUUUAGCUGGACGGUGGGAGGGGACAUUUAGCUGGACGGUGGGAGGGGACAUUUAGCUGGACAAAGGGGGUGGGGGUCCACUUAGGUGGACAGCUGGUUCCUGACAUUCCAAAUGAUGUUAAAGUCAAAUCAAACUUUUAUUGCCAUAGCAGAUUGUCCAUGUAUAUUUACUUAUAAAUAUUUAUUUGUUUCUCACUGACCCACCUUACUGCUGACUACUUCAUUGAUUGCAUUUAUCACUGCUGCACUAUAUGGCCUAGUUCAUGAUUUUAAUAGCAGAUUACUCUCCCCUUGUGUCUGUUUACAAACAUGACCAUUUACUCCAAGUACCACAAGAGGGUGUGGGCAACCCCCCAGACAUGUGUCCUGUAAUCUUUCAGCUUUACCCAUGAUGAAAUGUAUAUAGAGAAUCUCCAAAUAAUUUUAAACACAAUUAUUUAUCUCACAGAUUUGUUUAGUAUUUGAAUCACUGUAUGACCAGAGCAGCACAAAAUGUACUCAACU